CGUCACCUCAGAACACGGUCUACUUUAAACUGGUGUGACAGCGCCCCCCUGUGGUCAGCACCGGCGCAUACACUCACUGCUGCCCGCCAAACAUACACACAAGUGGACACAUGACAGGCCCGCUAGGUGACGAGCGGAGCUAGUGUACUGUAGCUGUAACCAUGUUUGUAGCGCGCAGUAUCGCAGCAGACCACAAAGAUCUGAUUCACGAUGUGUCGUAUGAUUUUCACGGCCGGAGAAUGGCAACUUGCUCCAGUGACCAAAGUGUCAAGGUUUGGGACAAAAGUGAGAACGGAGAGUGGCACUGCACAGCCAGCUGGAAGACACACAGCGGAUCGGUGUGGAGAGUGACCUGGGCUCAUCCAGAAUUCGGACAGGUCCUGGCCUCCUGUUCCUUCGACAGGACGGCUGCUGUCUGGGAAGAGAUCGUAGGAGAGUCCAAUGACAAGCAGAGAGGACUGAGCCACUGGAUAAAGAGAACCACACUGGUGGACAGUAGAACCUCUGUGACUGAUGUGAAGUUUGCCCCUAAACACAUGGGCCUGAUGUUGACCACCUGCUCUGCGGACGGUGUGGUGAGGAUCUACGAGGCUCCUGAUGUGAUGAACCUGAGUCAGUGGUCUCUGCAGCACGAGAUCUCCUGUAAGCUCAGCUGCAGCUGCAUCUCCUGGAACCCCUCAAGCUCUCGUGCCCACCCACCAAUGUUUGCAGUGGGGAGUGACGACAGUAACGUAACGUAUGGUGGGAAAGUUCAGAUCUAUGAGUACAAUGAAAACACAAGGAAAUAUGCGAAAGCAGAGACACUGAUGACCGUCACUGAUGCAGUCCAUGACAUUGCAUUUGCACCAAACCUGGGAAGAUCUUUCCACGUGCUCGCCAUCGCCACAAAAGACGUCCGAAUCUUUAAGCUAGUUCCCAUGAGGAAGGAGAGCACGUCUGCAGGACCCACCAAGUUUGAGGUGCAGAUUGUGGCUCAGUUUGAUAACCAUAACUCCCAGGUGUGGCGCGUGAGCUGGAACAUCACCAGCACCCUUCUGGCCUCUUCCGGGGAUGACGGCUGCGUGCGCCUCUGGAAAGCUAACUACAUGGACAACUGGAAGUGCACAGGCAUCCUGAAGGGAGACGGCAGUCCGCUCACCGGCUCAUCAGGUCAGCCUACAGCCAUGAGCACCGUGGUGGGCUCCUCUGUUCAGACCUCCCAGAAUGCCUUGAACGGGAUGUCCGCAGGAAGGUAUUUCUUUCCACCCCUGGAUCCUCCCAGAGCGGGGACCAUGUAUGGUCACCUGCUGCCUCCAUCCUCCCUCAUAGAGCACUGUGAUGCUGAGCCCAUACAGCCUCAGCAACAGGCUCUUCCCCGCAGACACUCCUCUAGAGCACUGCUGCCCUUACCAGAAGCUGAAGGGCAGUGAUUUUUAUUUUUUAUUUUCAUUUCUAAUAAAGACCUUUUCUUUUUUAUUUUGUUUUCUACUGUUAUUAUGUGCAUCAAUGAGAUAAGGAAUUGGAAUAUGAGAUUUUGUGAAACUUUAAUUGUUUGGCCAAAAUGAGAGCCAUUGUAAUGUAUAUUUUAGUCUGUGAAUAAUGAACUAAACAGUUCCCAUAUUUAGUGAUGUAUUCUAGUGGUGUGGGUUCAUGGAAUGUCUGGAAAUGGAGAAGAAAUAUCCCUGACAACCUCAGCCAUCAGUGCCUGUAGAGGAAGUGCUUGUGAUUAUCACUCGGUGCUCAUGGAGGUUAAAAAUUGCACAGGGUGGAAGUCAGAAUAAACGGCUUAA
Messenger RNA from Larimichthys crocea (large yellow croaker), 1769 nucleotides. It is a transcript of the gene seh1l, whose product is annotated as SEH1-like (S. cerevisiae). Gene Ontology annotation, biological process: positive regulation of TORC1 signaling; cellular response to amino acid starvation. NCBI's taxonomy places the organism in Eukaryota, Metazoa, Chordata, Actinopteri, Sciaenidae. The transcript has 9 exons. Gene Ontology annotation, cellular component: nuclear pore outer ring; Seh1-associated complex. The record is from RefSeq and is a predicted model, not a curated record. Gene Ontology annotation, molecular function: protein binding; structural molecule activity. The coding region runs from base 162 to 1409 and encodes 415 amino acids.